Molecule: messenger RNA, 2483 nt
Organism: Cydia splendana
Lineage: Eukaryota; Metazoa; Arthropoda; Insecta; Lepidoptera; Tortricidae
Gene: SdhD
Product: succinate dehydrogenase [ubiquinone] cytochrome b small subunit, mitochondrial
Exons: 4
Coding region: 108-653 (181 amino acids)
Biological process (GO): tricarboxylic acid cycle; mitochondrial electron transport, succinate to ubiquinone
Cellular component (GO): mitochondrial envelope; membrane
Molecular function (GO): succinate dehydrogenase (quinone) activity; heme binding; ubiquinone binding
Source: RefSeq, a predicted model, not a curated record
CGACACUUACACGAAUUUCGAAAUUUGCGAAGGGAAUCGUGGAAUUAUUUUUAAUUCCACCGAAUAUAUAAGUGUCUUGUGGCUUUUUUUGUUUGUACAUUUUAAAGAUGGCUUUCUCCAUGUUUCUUCGCAAUUCAGCAUGCACAAGCCGCAUAUUCAGCCAGCAAGUAAUGCAGCUAGCAACACAACCUGCCUUCGCACAGCGCGCCGCGGCCGCCUCCGUGCCCCUCAAGAGCUUAGCUCUUAACCAGAGCAAUAGCACGCCUAUUCUUAACGCUGUGCGCUCCUUCCGCACGACGGCGCCCGCGCUGGCCGAGCACGCGCACGACCACUCCAAGCUGUGGGUCAUCGAGAAGGCGGUCACAGCUGCCAUGGUGCCGCUCGUCCCCUUGGCGCUGCUCAUGCCUAACAAAGUGUUUGACUCGGUGCUGGCUAUUCUCAUCACUGCACACAGCUUCUGGGGUCUCGAAGCCAUAGCUGUUGACUACGUCCGCGCCAGCAUUUUCGGCCCCUUCAUCCCGAAGCUGGCCAUCGGCCUCGUCUACCUCAUCUCCAUCGCGACCCUCGGCGGCCUCUUCUACAUCAUCAGCCAUGACGUCGGCCUCGCUAACGCCGUCAAACAGUUCUGGGGGGUUAAGGCUAAGCAGGCGUAGGCUUUGAGUGGAUACGGCCCUUUUUAUAUGUAUGUAUGAAGAAAUCUAGAUCUCGUGAUCGAGCGUUCUACGGAAUUGUCUAUCUCAACGGUUCUCAAAGUUUUUUGGCGACGGGACCCUUUUGGAAAGCAAAAUAUUUGACGGAGCCCCAAAUUUAAAACUUUCGUUUCACAAAUCAACUGUGGACGUGGACCAGAGAUAAAGAGCUGGUUAUUGAUUUGUUUUCGCUUUUUCUCGCGGAGCCCCCAACAAAGGCUUUGCACACUUUGAGAAUGGCUGGUCUAUCUUGUCCGGUAUGAAUGCGAUUUUUUUUACCGUGUUAGGUAUAUUUUUUAGCAUUAGACAGAACUCCGCAGAAGAUAUUUAUCGGGAACUAAUUGUGGCAUACCUAAUAUUAACCUUUUCGCCGCCAUUGACUUGAUAUAAAGUCAGUACAUUUCGUGCCCUACACGCCACGACUUCAUAUAUUAACGAGUUGGUUGUUAAUUCGUUGACGUGGCGGCCAAAAGGUUAAAAUAAUCUCAAAUAGACUAUUAUUCUCUAUUUACUUCAAAAUUUUACCGCCAAAAGUGCCCGAUUUAGAACCUCGUGCUUAAUAGCCGCCUCGGCCGAGGCACGUCUACACUGGCCGUUUUAUGCGCGAGGAAAUUGCUUCGCGUAUUAUGCUCGCUCUGUGUAGACCCGGCUAAUUAAGUAUAGGAGUUUCUUUUCAUGUUUAGAAAAAGCGUCGUCAAAUAAUUACAGUGGUAAUUAGACGAAAAAAACUCGCGUUUGUACUUUGUAGACACGUGGAAUGCUCCUACUAAAAGAUUACUAUAAAAAACCACAUGCAUAUGGAAAGGGUUAAGACGUAUUUGCAAAUCGCUAGAACCAGAUAUUUUAAGUGAUUCAGUUUAAAUUCAAUUGUCUGGAACAAUUGAAAUUUGGCAAUACAUGUAGUUAUUUUUUUUGUAAGGGCCUUGGCGCUUUUUUUUAGUUUCUACUGGCGCUUGCGAUUUGCACAAUCAACGUUUGAGUUAUAAGUAAUAUUUGCUACUAUAAAGUUCAAUACGUAAAUGUGACGUUAUCUAUGAAAAGGGACAUUAUUGUCGAUGGUGCUUAUAAGCCAUUAUAACGAUGCUCCGAUAUAAAUACAAUGCUGCGCGACGCUGUGCGGCGUAAGCGCCAUCGACAAUAAGGUCCCUUUUCAUAGAUAAUAUCCCAUUAAUAAUAUAAUAGUUGAUUCAAUUCUUUUUAGUGAAUUGAAACAACAGCAUUUUGAAGGGCACUGAACCAAGUGUAUGGCGGCAAAUUUUACCAAUAACUAGGAUAUUUUGAAAUUUUUGCCAGAUAUUUGACUCGAGAAUGUAUUUAUUACCUUUAGGUCAUCUUUUAGAAUUUUUUAAGGUUACCCGAGGCUGUAAUUAUUUAUUUUAGUGACAAAUUCGAAAUUUUAAUGAGAUUUUAUUGGCUUAUGUAUUUAAAAUGAAAUAUUUUUUUAACAUAUGGACUAUUUGUAUAUUUGCAUGCUUGCCUCGAAUCAGACAUCUGGCUUGGGGCCGUUCAUUUAUUACGUAAGCUCUUGUACAUGAUACUUGUACGAAUCGUGAAAUAUAUUGUCAUGUGACUUAAAAGCUAAAGUAUUUCGUGUAUCAGUUUAAAAACUAUUUUACACUUACCUAAUAAAUGAAUGCGCUCAUUCGAGACAAUACCAGGUACUUAAUGUGUAGCACAAUUCUUUACUUUUUGAAAGUAUUAAUUCGGUUUAGCGUAGUUAUGAUUGUGCUGUGAAGUAUCGGGGGGUUUUGAUGUGAUUAAUUUAUUAUAGUUUAAUAAAGGAAGUACCUUUUA